Molecule: messenger RNA, 1458 nt
Organism: Trametes versicolor FP-101664 SS1
Lineage: Eukaryota; Fungi; Basidiomycota; Agaricomycetes; Polyporales; Polyporaceae
Exons: 7
Coding region: 1-1329 (442 amino acids)
Biological process (GO): cellular response to amino acid stimulus; cellular response to starvation; regulation of autophagy
Cellular component (GO): nucleus; fungal-type vacuole membrane; Gtr1-Gtr2 GTPase complex
Molecular function (GO): GTPase activity; GTP binding
Source: RefSeq, a predicted model, not a curated record
AUGUCCAGAACAGCAUCCUCCUCCCGUCCUCAACCACCAAAGCAUGCAGAGACGAACGGAAAGGCACGCGGGGCCGAUGAUGUUGUUCGCACCAAGAUCCUCCUUCUCGGCAUGCGCAGGAGCGGCAAGACGUCCAUCCGCCAGGUCCUAUUCAACGACCUCUCCCCGCGUGAGACCCUCUAUCUGGAAACCACGACGCACCUAACCAAGCACACUUUCGAUACGGUCAUCCCGCUCGAAAUAUGGGAUUGUCCAGGGGACACCACUCUGGAAACUCUCGAUGCGCCCCUCACCCAGUUCGCCACCAUGAUAUUCGUGAUUGACAUUCAGGACCUAUAUCAGCAGCCUAUCCAGAAGCUCGUCGACUUUGUUAUCACCGCCUAUCAGGAGAACCCAAACAUGAAUCUCGAGGUCUUCGUUCACAAGGCGGAUGUCCUCACCGAAGAGUACAAGAUCGAGAACUUCAGGCACAUCCAGCAACGGGUGCUCUCCGAAUUGGCAUACAUCAACUUUGAGUACGAGCAAAUCCCGAUCAACUUUCAGCUCACGUCUAUCUACGACCAUACCCUCCACGAUGCCUUCUCACGCGUACUGCACAAGCUCAUCGACUCGCUUCCGUAUCUCGAGGACCUCCUUAACGUCUUCUGCUCGAAUUCACAAGCGACAAAGGCGUUCUUGUUUGACACCAAUUCGCGACUUUAUGUCGCGACGGACGCAUCCCCCGUCGAUCCGCCAACGCACAACCUCUGCAAUGACUACCUGCAGACCCUCAACGCUUUCGGGCCACUAUACAAGUCCAUAUCGGCGAGCCCUCACCGCAUGUACCCGCCCCCUCCAGACCCCACGCCCCGCUCAGCAGGCCCAUCUGCCCCUGGCUCCCCUAGACCACCAACAGCCGCCGGACAAUCGCACCCUACCUCGCGCGCUCAAUCCCCUGCGCUCUCCUCGCAUCUGUCUCCCCGAAUCACGGACUCGCUCCUCCCACCACCCCUCACGACCAGCCCCGGCGCGAUCGCGCCGCCCAGUCUCCCGUCAUCCAUCGCCCCUUCUCUGGCUACGCCUGCAUCGCCUGCCCACGCCACGCCCGCGCCACCGAAGCCGCGAUUCUACCCGUCCGCGGCUGCCUCGCUGUCCCCGACUGCAGCGGGCGCGGGCACGACCAUGACGUACCACCUCGUCGCGGAUGGACUAGCACUGCUCGCGCUCAUCCCCGCGGGAGUCUUUGCGGCGCGUCGAGGGCUCGUGGAGUACAACGUCGUGUUCUUCCGAGAGGGCGUCCAGGAAAUCUGCGCGGUGGAGAAGGACGCGCGGAAGGUGCCGGUGGUGUGAGCAACCGGAUGGCGUUGAAGGCGCCUGGUUCGGUUUUUUCCUGUGCGAGGUUGUAUAUGUUUUCUUGUGCUUCAUUGACGACGUCCUAGUUCAAGUCUUGGGUGCAGUGUACUUUUACAUAUAAUCUGC